Molecule: messenger RNA, 2295 nt
Organism: Cynoglossus semilaevis (tongue sole)
Lineage: Eukaryota; Metazoa; Chordata; Actinopteri; Pleuronectiformes; Cynoglossidae
Gene: aqp4
Product: aquaporin 4
Exons: 5
Coding region: 417-1397 (326 amino acids)
Biological process (GO): water transport; transmembrane transport
Cellular component (GO): plasma membrane; basolateral plasma membrane
Molecular function (GO): water channel activity
Source: RefSeq, a predicted model, not a curated record
AUGUUCUAUUAAAUCAAAAAUAUAAAACGUUUUGCUUUUUGAAACAUCACCAGUUCUGUCAAAGCUUCCCCAGCAUGUUAUUUUUUUUUUCUUUGAUAUAAAGAUGCUGAGGCUGACCCAGGGACUGUGUCGUUGCACUUUUCUGCAACCCUGUUUGCUCACCCAGCAAAUCUGACGGCUCCUCCCACCCAGUCUGCUGUUUAAUUCCUCUGAGGUGAUGACUGCUUAGUAACCUAAUAAAGUUGCUGGAUGCAAUCCCGAGGCACAAUGUGUGGAUCGUUUUCAUCUGACAGACUUGCUCCCUGCUGCACUCCUGCACUCACACAACCUGCUGCGCUUCCGUAAGUACUGCAGGUCAAAGCUGCCUCGCUCCUAACCUAGGAUGUCUCUUCUGGUUCACUCAGCCGCCAGGACUUAUGAAUAAAAACACAGUAGAUACCACGGGGGCAGACAGAGGGAGAGCAAAUUGUUGUAACGGGAGGUGCCUGUCCUGCUGUAACUGUCAGAGCAUAAUGGUGGCAUUUAAAGGGAUCUGGACCAAGGACUUCUGGAGGGCUGUGUUUGGAGAAUUCCUGGCCACUCUCAUCUUUGUCCUUCUGGGUCUGGGCUCCACCAUCAACUGGGCUGCGGGGCAGGAGAAGCCUCCCCCCGCCGACCUCGUUCUCAUCUCGCUGUGCUUUGGCCUCAGCAUCGCCACCAUGGUGCAGUGUUUUGGCCACAUCAGUGGCGGACACAUAAACCCAGCUGUCACUGUGGCUAUGGUUGUGACAAGGAAGCUGAGUCUGGCCAAGGCAGUGUUCUACGUGGUGGCUCAGUGCCUGGGAGCCAUCACCGGAGCUUGUAUUAUCUACCUGGUCACACCUGCAGCUGUGAGAGGGCCCAUGGGCGUGACCUCAGUGAACUCUGACCUCUCCGUGGGACACGCUCUUCUCGUGGAGCUCCUUAUCACGUUCGAACUGGUUUUCACCAUCUUCGCCACCUGUGAUCCUAAACGCACAGACCUGGGCGGCUCUGCUAGCCUGUCCAUUGGCUUUGCUGUAGCGAUUGGUCACUUAUUUGCAAUUCCUUACACAGGGGCCAGCAUGAACCCUGCUCGCUCCUUUGGCCCUGCAGUCAUCACACUCAGCUUCCAGGAUCACUGGGUGUACUGGGUGGGACCCAUCCUGGGGGCCAUACUGGCUGCUGGCCUGUAUGAGUACCUGUUCUGCCCUGACACUGAGUUAAAGGAGAGGCUGAAACUAACCUUCCAGAAAGACCCGUCAGGGAAAUACAGAGAGGUGCAGACGGAGGACACGUGUUGCAUUAAGCCAGGCUCCAUCCACACUGUAGACCUGGAGAAGGUGGAGAAGAAAGAUCCCUUCCAGGAGUCCACGGGAGAAGUGCUGUCUUCUGUAUGACUAUCACGUGCACUGGAAAUGGAGACCAAUCUGUAAAACAGAUUGACAAUCAAAGUAUGGAUUAUCUACCGUGGAGCCUCUCCCAUCCAAAAUACUUUGUCCUCAUCACAGCAGAAUAUGAUUUGCAUCAAUGAGACUCUACAGCACGGCUGAAUUACUCUCACUGUCAUAAAGCUAAUAUGAUGCUGCGCCUCAAUUCCACAAACAUCGACAAUCUGUCCGAUAAUACUCCCGAGGCCUUGAAUAAUUCUGCAGCAGUGUUGGCAUGCAGCAAACGCCACACACUCUGCAGUACUCUGUGUGGGAGAAAUAUUUGUAGGCCCCCACCAAUUAGCUGGCUCCAUCACGCUGCACCAGAGAAGUGAAGAGGAAAGUUCAGCCUUGUUAUUUCAGGAUUAGUGUCACAUUUGCUCCAUGUACUGUAUAUGUAACAAUGAGGGAGAUUUUCCAGGUGAUCAUUAAACACAUCACAGGUACCGAGGCAAUAAAAGCGCUGACAAGCAUUAUUAUUAUUAUUAUUAUUACAACAAUAUUACAGUGCUCUCUAUUUUCAGUGCAUUACUGCAGGAAGCAGCCCUCAGCUUCUCACCUACUUCCAGAAGACACUGGGCUUCUCUAAAGGUUCAUUUCUAGGUUUUUCCUCAUUUUUGUUUAGUUUUCAUAAAUAUAUAACAAGUACACACUGUGUUGAUGUUCAGAUUAGACUUCGAUCUUGUUCUUGUCACAUGUUUUUUUCUUCUUAGUUGCCGACUUUACACUUAAUUUGACUUAUACACGAUGCACAUAGAUCAUCUGUGUUUGUUGGUCUUAUUUAUAAUAUUCACACAACUAACUCAUUUUCAUUUUCAACUCAUGUAAUACAUUCACAGUUUCACGUAAUAAACAAACAUAACAUUUU